AUGGAGCUCAUUGCUAACCAAUCCAAAGGAAUCCAAACCGCAUGGCUUUUAUCCACAUUAGGAUCAAAGGCAUCUUCACGAGGCAAGAUUAUAAGAAAGGAUGAUUUGCUAAAGAUUCUGAUACCUGACCUCUGCACUGAGUUAAUAGAGUACCACCACAGAGAUGGGUCUGAGGUCAACAUUCGAUUCUCCUCUAAUGUGUUGCACGGAAUUUCCAUCUUGUAUGGUUCCAAAACUGCUCAAGUGUUGAGUGAAGUGACACAAGUUCAGUUACGUUUACAGAGUUCGUUCCUUUAUAUGGCAACAAGGCCCAAUGAUCAGUUAGUAAAACGUGGAAGAGCUAAUAGUUUGAAGCGGUCAGAAGUUUUGGGAAAUGACCAAGCUUUUCAAGUUGGAUGGGAUUUGAUGCCACAACUGCAAUUAUCAGGAUUGGGAUUUGAUGUUGAUGAUGAUGAUGAGCCAGAAGUGAAACGUCGCAAGUUGGAAAUUGCAGAGUUUGACUUGCGGGAAUUUUCGAUAUUUGAUAGCACAACGGGAGUUGAUACCGGUUGUAUAACAGGGUUGGGUCAUUUCGCUCUAGCUAUUGAUCGUCAAACAGAUGCCAAUUUUGAAAACGUUGAAUUGUCGAUGCAUGUGGAUAACAACAAAAACAAUAACAACUCAGAUGAUGACCAUGAUCAUGUCAAUUUGCAAUUUAACGAAGAUGGUCAAAUUUUAGAGACUGAGGAACUCGAACCAGGUAUUGAUCAUAUUUCUCUGGUGGACAUCGAAGUGGAACAUUCCCGUAGAGGGGUUGACUUGUGGCAGAUUACUGAAUUGCUGCAACAAGAGGAUAACGAUGACGUCAAUGCUACACUCCAUGAUUUGAGUUUCCAACAAGAAGAUGGACUUGAAGGGCGUGGCACUAAUCUUCAACCAACAACACGGCGCUCAUUUCGUGUUCCCAAACGCAAACUAGUCACUGAUGAAAAUAUAAGCUUGACCAGAGAUUUCAUAAUUAAUCACCACGAUAACUAUACCACAAUCAUGAACUACCGAGCUUUCAACGUGCCUUUUGGGCGUGGGCGUCAACUUCAACAAGUGUACCAGCUGCUCAACUCAACUCGAUUCCGACCAUGGGUAAACGGGUCCUCUGUACGUAAUUUCAAUUCUUCUAGUAUAGAAGAAACUAUUAAUCGAACAAUGGGGAUACGCCACCGAACUGAAAUUAUGGCACAUGAGGCUUCUGAACAAGCCAGAAACUCUCAAGUGCUAAUGGAAAUGGAAAGAUCACGAAUGUUGCCAAGUGAUGAUGACUUGAGUCAUGACUUGGAUCAGGUUGACCUUCGUGGGGUUGAGAAUGAUGAGACAAACUUUGAUGCUGCAAUGUUGGACUUGGAUUUUGACUUGGAUGGAAGUCGUGGAGAAGGAGACGGCAAGAACGACGAUGACAAGGACGACGACGAUGAUGAGGAUGAUGAUGAUUCGUUCCAUCAAUCAAGUAGUUUUAGUUUGUCGAGUGAUGGUGAAAAUUUGCAGCCGCAUUUGAUCCCACGAUUAAAGAAAUUGGUCAAGUAUUUUGUUCAAAGACUGGUUGAGUUGGGCAAAGCUGCUGAUUCUCAGGAAGAGAGUUAUCAUUUGACUUUCAAAGAGUUGGUUCCCGUGAGGUAUAAUAAUGAAGCCAAUACGAAAAGAAUUGCGGCUGGAGCAUUCUCGAGCGUUUUGUUUCUUACCAACAAGAAUAUUGUCCUGAUUGAUGUAAAGUCUGAUACAAGUACAACAAAUGAGUUAUUUUUGUCAAAAUCGAACGACAUUCACUUGACUUUGUAUAGGACCAUCAAGUGA
Molecule: messenger RNA, 1824 nt
Organism: Lodderomyces theae
Lineage: Eukaryota; Fungi; Ascomycota; Pichiomycetes; Serinales; Debaryomycetaceae
Exons: 1
Coding region: 1-1824 (607 amino acids)
Molecular function (GO): protein binding
Source: RefSeq, a predicted model, not a curated record